AUGCCGCUUCUUUGCAUUAAAAUUAUUGAAGCACGUUUAGAAAGUUCAGAUUCAUCGCUAAAUACGUAUAUUAGCGUUAAAUUAAGACAAGCACAUUCCUCAACUCAAUCAGUAAAAGGAACUGCACCAAAAUGGAACGAAGAAUUUAUAUUCGAAACGGAACGUAUGGAUGGCGGCCUCCUGAUUGAAAUACAUUCGAAAGGUUUAUUAAAAGAUAAGCUGUUAGGAGUUGUUUGGUUACCCUUAAACAAAAUACUACAUUCUAAUAAGGAUGGUCCGGGAAUGUGGGUGAAUUUUGAUUCCGAAGUCAUCACUGAGAAUGGACAAAUAGUUGGCACAAAGACAGCUACUAAACACUCAUGUCUAGCUACUGUAAGAUUUGAAAUACCUGAUGAUUCACCACUUGAAAAAAUAUUAUUUACGAAAAGAAAAUUACCAAAUAUUACUUCAACAAAUGGUACUUUACAUCGUUCAAGUGUUAAUCAAAAUGUAAUGAAUGGAUUUUCUGGUCAUAUAACUAACAUUCAUGCAAAUCAACAUUUAGAACAUCGUGACAAAUUAUUUACACCAUAUUGUGCAUUAAGUGAUUCAGAAAAUCGACUAUCUAAUAAUUUAAAUGAAGUUUAUAUACUACCAAAUUCUCGUCAGUCUAAAUCAACUAAUCAUUUAAGUUCUAACCAUUAUGGGUAUUCAAUGAAUCAUCCAGAUUAUUUAAAUGAAACACCGUUAAGGCAUAGACAGUUUACAACUGACGAUUCAGAUGCUCAUUCAUCAGAAACUUUAAAAAAUCACCAUUUUGUUUCAUCUCGUCAUUAUGAUCACCAUGAACAAGUGCCAUUUGACAGUGAAUUAGAUUCUGGUUCAGAACUAUUGUAUUAUAAUAGUCGACCAUAUCCAAAAUCACAUACAAAUAGACCAUAUUCUUAUCGUCAAUAUACUGGUGAGUAUGAAUGGGAUGAUGAACAAAUUUGUUUUGAUUCCCGUAAUGUAAAUAAUAUUGAUGAUGAUUUACAAUGGCAUAGUCAAUAUUCCGAAGAUAAUAAUUUCAUAUCGGAACCUGAAUGUUUUGAUCAGAAUUAUCAGCAGCAGUACUCACAUAAUUCUGGUUCAGAUGGAUAUCGUAUUGACUGGCUUGGUGAUGCACCACCAUUAGAAUGUAAUCAUCCAGAGGAAGAACAUAUGUUCGAUAGUAAUUAUGAAAAUCUUUAUAAUCAACAAUCUUACACUACGAAUAUACCAAGGUAUCGUUAUUCCGGUCGGUCAGAUGACGAAGAAUAUUUAUACCCUCAACCAUCAAUGGAUGAACAAAGUCCAGUUUAUUCUGAUUGUGGACCAUUUUCAGAUAUAGAUGAACCAGAUUGGAAUCCUGAUUAUGUUAACUAUCGCCAUAGUGGUGAUUAUAUACCAUGGACAGAUGAACACCAAAUAAGAUUUAGUCAACGCCGUCGACGAUCUCGCUUCAGUCCUCAAAGUAGUCGAUAUUAUAGAAGAGGUUAUGCUCGUUUACCAUAUCCGCAACCUGCAUAUGGAAUUUCACCAUCUGACGUUUGUUGCGAAAAGUAUCCACAUAUAAAAUAUGAUAUACCCUCAAAUUAUGGUUGUUGUUCAUGUGAAUCAGAUUAUGAAGUGGAUACAAAAAUUAUUAGUUUUGAUCAAACUCAAAAUUAUACUCCAAUCGGUGUAAAUUAUCAGUUAGAAGCUUCAAGUCCUAGUGUUGGUAAACUAUCAUUAGCUUUAAGUCGAUCAAGCUCCCCAACGCGAACGUUUAAUUCUAAUGUCUGUUUAAAAGUUAUUAGUCCAGAAUCAGUUAAAAAUGAUUUUCGUGCAUCUGCUGAGGCAGCAGUCGCGCAACACUUGCCUCCCGGUGAACAUCCUGCAGAUUUACACUUUGUGGAUCUUACUCCAAUUCCAGUCACAUCUUCAGUAAGAUCUUCCAAUAUUUCACACAAUUGUAUGACUGUUUCAACUACUAGUACUACUACCACUACCACCACCAGCUUACUCAGUGCUACAUUGGAUCACUUUAAAGCGGAAACUUCAAUGAAACUCCCACAAGAUACUUCAGUGUCCACAGUUUUUUCUACUUCUACUGAAACGUCUUCACGUAUCCUGAAUAAUCGACUAGCUAUGGCUCGUGAUAGUUUUCGUCAAUCUGGUGACCAUAGCAGGUCAAUUCCAAGUACUGUUGAAACAACUUCUAUAAAUAGACUUGAUGCUGAUUUUCUACGAGAAAAGCAAGCUUCUACUGUAGUAUAUAAUGCUGAUCUUGACAGGGAUUUAAUUACUCAGAAACAAGAAUUAAUCCCAAAAAUGCCUAGAGAUUCAAUUACAAGUCAAAUAUCCAUAGUUACUACUACUGCUGUUACUACUACUACUACCACUACUUAUGCAACUACUUCAAAUGCAAGUGUAAAUUUUCAAAGUUUAUGGGAUCAAAAAUCAGCUUUCAAACCUGUUAUACGUUCGUUAGAAGCUGCUAAAGAUCGAUUUUUCUCAAACAACACAUUAUUUCCAACAUUUUCACAAGUAAAACAAACAGUAGGACAGUCUAAUGACAAAACCAGAAUAACAAUAAAUAAGACUGAUAAAAAGAAUGAAAAUAUUUCUAGUUCAAUGAGAUUUAUUCCAAAUGAUUCGAAUAAUAAUAAAGAUGCUUCAAAGAUUAUUAUAUCGAGUUCUGAGUUUUCAGCUUUAGUUCCACCACCACAUCCAUCGAAAUCAUUCAAGUUUUCUAGUUCAGAUUUGGAUAUAUCUAAUGUUAAGAGUAUAAAUUCUGAAUUUAAAAAUUAUGACUUCUCUACUCCUGUAAAUGAGUUGAAUGAUAAACCUUUGUCAAUUAAAGACGUUUCUGAUAAAUUACCAUCAUCUACAGUUAUCACCAAUAGUACAUCAAUUAUUACGUCUACAAAAACUGGAAUAUAUGUCAAUUAUGAAGAAUUAAACAAAACUAGUUUAACAAAUAGUUAUUUAUCAUCUCAAGUUUAUGAAUUGAACAAAGCGUUAGAAUCGCCCUAUGCUAUAGAUAAUAACCAGAAUUCGAAUGAUUCUUCGGUAAAUGUAUCAAAAUCAACUUACUAUUAUGAUAUUUCCUGUCCUUCAUCCCCUAAAAUAGUUGAAAGUUACUUAAACGAUAUUCCACCGAAAAAUGAAAGUCAGUCUAGUUUUAGUGCUGAGGAACAUCUUAAAGAAUUGAGAAUCAGAGCAGGAUUAGGACCUAUACCAGGAUAUGAAUCUGUGACUUUACGAAAUGCAUCUUCUAUGACACCAUUAAAAACAAAUGAUUUAACUUCUGCAUCGACGAUACCAUCUUAUAAUACUUCUUCUGCAAUGUCUUCUCAUUUUAACUUUGGAACUAAUGUACCUAAACCUACUUAUUCUGUAAAUAUAAACUCAUUUAUUCCAAAAAUUCAAAGUUCCAGUACAUCCACCCCAUCUAUACCAUCUUUAUUAUCAAACAUAAAAUCAGGUUUUACUGGACCACUAAGUAGGCCACACCCACAACCAUCACCAUACUCAGCAAACCAAGCAUCAGCUACAAACAAACCAUCAUCAUCAAGUCUAUUUUCUAACUUUUUAACAUCUGCUGCUUCAAAAGCUCAAACAGUUGCCACAGGUGCCUUGAAACAAGCUAAUGCUGCUGCGGAUGCUGCAAAAUUGGCUGCUAAUCAAGCUGCUGAACAAUUUGUAGCUCAAGCUAAUCAAGUUAAUAAAAAAACUACCAGUCAAAUGCAACAACAACAAUCACAACCAAAGGAAUCAAUUCAACUAUCAAGUAGUCAAAAUAAAGUCAUCACCACGAACAAUAUUCCAGAAUCCAUAAGGUUUCCUGAUGAUACCACGAUAAAACCUAAGUCAGGAAGUCCUCCAUUAAAACCAAGAGAGCAAAAAGGACACACUUUGCAGGGAGUUCAUGCAAAUUCUCAUGAGUAUCAACAAGAAGAUCAACCAGUACAACAACAGCGUCAUUGGUUACAUGAACAAACUCAAGAUGUUACUACAGAUGAUGAAUAUGAUGAUGCAGAAUAUGGUAAUGAACAAACAUCUUAUAAAUCAUAUCAUCAACGAAAAGAUUUUGAAUAUGAUGAUAAUUAUAGAUCAAAUAUAAAUGAAUAUGAUCUUGAUAAUGAAAAUGAAUUGUACGAUGAUAAUCAGGAACAACAUAUAUUGGAACAACCGUCUGGUUUUGGUAAUAAACACCAGUUUGAUGAAAGUCAUUACAAUUACAAUGACAAUGUAAAUAAUUAUGAUGUAGAUGGAAUCAAUUCAUCGGAUUUAUCUGAUCCAGAUACCUUACGUGCUUUGAGAAAACGUGAUAAAAUGAUGAUGGUUGCAGCAACGGGAAUUUAUUCACCUAUAUUCAAUAGAUCAGGUCAACCGGGUUACUUUGAUGAUUUAAACGAUAUAGAAUAUCAGGACGAUGAUGAUGAAAUAGAAAAACAGUUGAGGAAAGAAAAUAGAAGACUUAGUAAAACACAUAAAGCUUCAGAGUUUGAAAAUCUUGAAACCAUUGAGCAAGAAUAUAACGAUGAAAAUAAUAGAUCAAUUCAGGAACAUAUAAAUCAAGAUUCCCAAUAUGAACCAAAUGCUGAAAAUAAUAUUUAUCGUAAAUCUCGACGAAGUUCAGAUGGCAAAAUUCUUCAGUCAUUACAGUUAUCGUCGACUGAUGCUGACAAUGAUUUUGAUAGAGUAAAACUUUUAUCAAAACGUCGAAUAUCUUUUGAAGGAGCACGUCGAACGUCAAGUGACUGGCAUCGAUUUACUCCAAAUUUACAAACAUUGGAUAUUCAAGAAAUGGAUGAUAAUGAAGAGGAAUGGUCUGAUGCGAAACAAUUUGCAGAAUAUGAUCAUGACUAUACUCAUCAUUAUUCUCAAUCUCCAGUUCACCAGGAUGAGACUAUCAAAAAGGAGGGAAUCGAACAUGAUGAGAUCAUGGAACCUGUAGAAAAGACUCCGCGUCAAAGAUGGUACGAUGCCUUUGAGCGAGUGUGUAGUGGUUUACGUACAGAAGGAGGUUUGUUUUCUGUUAUCUCACCAAAUUCUGAUGAUCUACAUUCUUCAUUCUAUACAAAUAUUGACAGUAUGCCAGAUAUUCGUUUAAAAAAGAAACCGAAAUCAUUGGUUAGCGAUUUGGUCAUUCAGACUAUGGCCGUACAAAAACGAAACAUGGGUACAGCUAGUGCAAAUCUGAUCACUCGUCAAUCGAUAAACGAUGAAGAAAUGAAACAACAUGUAUACAAAAAAACUCUACAAGCUUUACUGUAUCCAAUAUCAAGUAAUACACCGCAUAACUUUCAAGUAUGGACUGCUACAAGUCCAACUUAUUGUUAUGAAUGUGAAGGUCUUCUUUGGGGAUUGGCAAGACAAGGUCUACGAUGUACAGAAUGUGGAGUAAAAUGUCAUGACAAAUGUCGUGAAUUGUUAAAUUCAGAUUGUUUACAACGCGCUGCUGAAAAAUCAGCUAAACAAGGAGCUGCAGAUAAAGCACAAACUAUUAUGCAAGCAAUUAAAGCAUUAAUGUCACAAAGAAUCAGUGAAAUGCCUGAUCUAUUCAAUUUACUUGGUUUAGUAUUUAAAGUAGAUAGUAAAAUACAUGAACGUAAUUUACUACAAGCCGAACAAAGUAUUUUAGAUGGAACUAGUAAAUGGUCAGCAAAAAUUGCGAUAACUAUUAAAUGUGCACAAGGUUUAAUUGGCAAAGAUAAAACUGGUACGAGUGAUCCUUAUGUUACAGUACAAGUUGGUAAAGUUAAAAAACGUACAAAAACUGUUCCACAAGAGCUUAAUCCAGUUUGGAAUGAAAAAUUCUAUUUCGAAUGUCAUAAUGCUUCGGAUCGAAUUAAAAUUCGAGUAUGGGAUGAAGAUAAUGAUUUACGUGCUAAACUUCGUUCAAAGCUCACUGCAGAAUCUGAUGAUUUCUUAGGUCAAGCUAUUAUUGAAUUGCGUACUUUAUCCGGUGAAAUGGAUGUGUGGUAUAAUCUUGAAAAACGUACUGAUAAAAGUGCUGUUUCCGGUGCAAUCCGUUUAUUUAUUUCAGUAGAAAUUAAGGGUGAAGAAAAAGUUGCACCAUAUCAUGUUCAAUAUACAUGUUUACAUGAGAAUAUAUUUCACUACUUAUGCGAAACGAAUAAAAGUGAAGGUAAACCAGAAGUUGAAUUACCUGAUGCUUCAGGGGAUGAUGCUUGGAAAGUAUAUUUUAAUCCACCUGCACAAGAUAUUGUCAAUGAGUUUGCUAUACGUUAUGGGAUUGAAUCAAUUUAUCAAGCAAUGACGCAUUUUUCAUGCUUAACCACAAAAUAUAUGUGCACUGGUGUACCGGCUACUAUGUCUAAUCUUCUAGCUAAUAUUAAUGCAUUUUAUGCGCAUACAUCAUCUUCUAGUAGUCAGUCAGCUUCGGAACGUUUCAGUGCUAGUAACUUUGGUAAAGAAAAAUUCGUUAAAUUAUUGGACCAGUUACACAACUCUCUACGUAUCAGUUUGUCUGUGUAUCGUAAUUCAUUUCCUGCUUCACAACCGGAUAAGUUACAAGAUUUGAAAUCUACUGUCGAUCUUUUAACAAGUAUUACAUUCUUCCGAAUGAAAGUUCAAGAAUUGACCAGUCCACCUAGAGCUAGUCAAGUAGUGAAAGAAUGUGCACGUGCUUGUAUGCAAUCUACCUAUCAAUUUAUUUAUGAAAAUGUCAAUGAAGUAUACUCGAAACAAUUUCAAGAAUCUGUUUCACAAGAUGAAGGUUCACCUUCGUUGAAAUCUUUAGUAUUUUGGCAUCGUUUAAUUACUUUACUAGUUUCUGUAAUCGAUGAAGACAAUACUACAUAUGCUGCUGUCAUUAAUCAAUUUCCACAAGAAGUUAAUAUGGGCCAUAUAAGUGCAUUGUGUAUGUGGGAAAGAUUAUCUGAAGACAUACAAAUUGCCUUAGAAGUUCAUGCACGUACUGAUACACGAUAUUGUAAAUCGUCGGAUUACAUGAACUUAUUUUUCAAAUUAAAAUGGUUCUAUAAUAAACACGUUGCUAUGAUCCCUUCGCAAAAAGAUAUUAUACCUGAAUAUCCACGUUGGUUUGAAGUAUUUGUUAUGCAAUGGUUAAAUGAAAAUGAUGAAGUAUCAAUGGACUUUUUACGAAAUGCUUAUGAACGUGAUAAAAAAGAUGGAUUUCAACGAUCUAGUGAACAUGCAUUAUUUUCUAAUUCUGUUGUUGAUGUUUUCACUCAACUUAAUCAAUGUUUUGAUGUAAUUAAAAAACUUGAAUGUCCUGAACCAAGUGUACAAGAACGUUUCUUAAAUCGUUUUGCUCGUACUGUUAGUAAAGUACUACUAACCUAUGCAGAAAUAGUAAAAGCUGAUUUCAAAUGUUGGGUGCAUCAACAAGAAACCGCAUGUAUCAUUAUGAAUAAUAUACAACAAUUACGUGUACAGUUAGAAAAAGUAUUUGAAGCAAUGGGUGGUAGUAUACUAUGUGAAGAUACAUUGAAUGCAAUGAAUGAUUUACAACAGAUGCUUCAAGUUGUUAUUGAUGAUUUAGCUUCACAAUAUGCUGAAGCAUUACAAGUACAAAUUGUACAAAAAAUUAAAGAAUUAAGUAAAUUGCUUCAUCAGUGUCCACCUAAUUCCAAAGCCAAUGUGGAAACUGAAGCUGAACACAUAUUACAUCCACUUAUGGAUCACUAUGAGUCAACAUUGUCAGCUUUAGCAGAUCUAUGCGAAAAGACUGUAUUGAAACGAUUGUUAAAGGAACUAUGGAAAGUUACAAUGCAUAAUUUGGAGAAACAAGUUGUGCUACCCACUGUUGCUGAUCCAAGAGCUAUGUUUCUUAAUUUGUCGAUUCCGUCAACUGCACAAGCUAAAUUAACAAGUGUAUCUCAGAGUUUACUGACAAAUGUAAGCAGUCAGCUACCAGCAAGUCGAUUACUACAAGAUAUGUCUAAAGAUGCAGGAAUCUCAGAGCGAAAUUUAACACCACGUCAUUGUCAAAUAUUGGAUAUAGCAUUGGAUGCGAUUAAAAACUAUUUUCAUGCUGGUGGUAGUGGACUUAAGAAAGCUUACUUGGACAAAUCACCGGAAUUACAAUCAUUACGCUAUGCACUAUCAUUAUACACACAAACAACGGAUGCACUUAUUAAAAACUUUGUGGCUACUCAGACAUCACAAGAUAAACCUGCGAUUGAAGAUAGUGUUGGAGAGCUAUCAAUUCAUGUUGAUCUCUUUCGUCAUCCUUCACAUGGAGAACAUAAAGUUACUAUAACUGUUAUUGCAGCGAAUAAUUUGAAAUGGACAACAUCGGGAACAUUUAAACCUUUUAUUGAAGUAGUAUUAUUUGGUCCAUUAUUAAGUGAAAAAAAGCAUAAAUUUGCAACAAAAUCAAAGAAUAAUGUUUGGUCGCCUGUGUUUAAUGAAACAUUUACAUUCUUUCUCAGUGCUGGUUCUGAUCCAGAGUCGUAUGAAUUACAUAUGUGUGCCAAAGAUUAUUGUUUCGGUCGAACAGAUCGAUUGAUUGGAUUGACUGUAUUACAACUACGUGAUUUAGCAACAACAACUGAUUUAAAUGCUUCACCUACAAUUCAUUCAAGAGAUGGUCGAACUGGUGCUGGUCAAAGUGGUGCAUGUGCAUGUAUUUGUAGUCUGGGAAAAAGAUUACAUCUUGAUGAUACUGGAUGGACUAUACUACGUAUAUUAUCACAACGUCCUCAAGAUGAGAUAGCUCGUGAAUUUGUUCGUUUAAAAUCAGAAGUUCGUAGUCCUUGUGAUUCAAUAGGAAAUACUACUGGUUCUGUUACUGGUAGUUCAUUGAAUGGAUCCGUUCCACGUAGCCGAUAA
Molecule: messenger RNA, 8808 nt
Organism: Schistosoma guineensis
Lineage: Eukaryota; Metazoa; Platyhelminthes; Trematoda; Strigeidida; Schistosomatidae
Source: the annotation of a GenBank genome assembly